Messenger RNA from Leishmania mexicana MHOM/GT/2001/U1103, 990 nucleotides. RefSeq names its product putative ribokinase. The coding region runs from base 1 to 990 and encodes 329 amino acids. Gene Ontology annotation, biological process: D-ribose metabolic process. The transcript has a single exon. Gene Ontology annotation, molecular function: ribokinase activity. The record is from RefSeq and is a predicted model, not a curated record. Lineage: Eukaryota; Euglenozoa; Kinetoplastea; Trypanosomatida; Trypanosomatidae.
AUGCACCGUGUGCAGAAGGUUCAAUCUCAUGCGGGCGAGUAUGCCCCAGACAUUUUGGUGGUUGGCUCCUGCUUUCUGGACUAUGUUGGCUACGUGGACCACAUGCCGCAGGUGGGCGAGACGAUGCACUCGGAGUCGUUUCACAAGGGAUUUGGCGGUAAAGGCGCCAACCAAGCUGUGGCGGCUGGCCGCCUGGGGGCCAAGGUCGCCAUGGUGAGCAUGGUCGGGACAGAUGGCGACGGCAGUGACUACAUCAAGGAGCUGGAGAGGAACGGUGUUAACACGGCGCACAUGCUUCGCACCGGCAAGAGCUCGACUGGGCUGGCGAUGAUCCUGGUCGAUACCAAGUCGUCCAACAACGAAAUUGUCAUUUGUCCCAACGCCACAAACCACUUCACACCUGAGCUGCUUCGCGCGCAGACGAGCAACUACGAGAGGAUCAUGCACGCGGGGCUCAAGUAUCUCAUUUGCCAGAACGAAAUACCCCUCUCCACCACGCUCGAUACACUGAAAGAGGCGCACAGCCGUGGCGUGUACACGGUGUUCAACAGCGCUCCGGCCCCGAAGCCGGCUGAGGUGGAGCAGAUCAAGCCGUUUCUCCCCUACGUGUCGCUCUUCUGUCCAAACGAAGUAGAGGCUACGCUCAUCACUGGCGUGAAGGUGACGGACACCGAGUCCGCCUUUCGCGCCAUCAAGGCGCUGCAGCAGCUCGGCGUUCGUGAUGUCGUCAUCACGCUCGGUGCGGCCGGCUUUGUUCUUUCUGAAAAUGGUGCCGCGCCGGUGCAUGUCACGGGCAAGCGCGUCAAGGCGGUGGACACGACCGGCGCCGGUGACUGCUUCGUCGGCUCCAUGGUGUAUUUUAUGAGUCGCGGCCGAAACCUUCUGGAGGCCUGCAAGCGAGCCAACGAGUGCGCCGCCAUCAGCGUCACGCGCAAGGGCACACAGCUGUCCUACCCGUACCCAAGUGAGCUGCCAGCUGGUGCCAUGUAG